GGAGCCAGGGAGAAAUGGAGAUGGAGCAGAGAGAGGGGUCCAUGGCAGCCGUGGGCUUUGAGGAGUUCUCAGCACCUCCCGGCUUGGAGCUGGCGCUGCCUCCGCUGUUCGGUGGUCACAUCCUGGAGAGCGAGCUUGAGACCGAAGUAGUGGAGUUUGUGUCUGGGGGUCUGGGCAGCUCCAGCCUCCAGGAGCAAGACGAAGAGGAGGAGGCAGCCCGAGGCUGGCGGCGGCGCCAACGGGAACUCAAUCGCAGGAAGUACCAGGCGCUGGGUCUGCGCUGCAGGGAGAUCGAGCAGGUGAACGAGCGGGUCCUGAACAGGCUCCAUCAGGUACAGAGGAUAACACGGAGACUCCAGCAGGAGCAGAGGUUCCUCAUGAGGGUGCUGGACUCCUACUGCGACGACUACCGGGCCAGCCAGUUCACCAUCUUACUGGAGGACGAGGGCAGCCAGGGCACAGACGCCCCCACCCCAGGCAACACUGAGAACGAGCCUCUGGAGAAAGAGGGGCUGUCCCCGCCCAGGAGGACACCAGCGCCCGCAGAAGCCAGCAGUCCGGCCCCUGGCGAGGGGCCCAGCGGGUGGAAGAGGCGGCGAGUGCCAUGGGAAGGGUGCCGGGCGGGAGUCCCGCUGACUCCGGAGCUGGCCCCCGUGCAGAUAAAGGUGGAGGAAGACUUUGGCUUCAAAGUGGUCGAGGCUCUGGACUCAAGUUGGGUUUCUCGGGGGCCAGACAAGCUGCUUCCCUACCCCACCCUAGUCAGCUCCCCCUUUGACUGACCCCCCAAUAAACAGACCCCAUGCUC
This is a messenger RNA of Myotis lucifugus (little brown bat), 805 nucleotides long. RefSeq names its product TCF3 fusion partner-like. Bases 15 to 779 code for a protein of 254 amino acids. The record is from RefSeq and is a predicted model, not a curated record. Gene Ontology annotation, biological process: apoptotic process; positive regulation of apoptotic process; apoptotic signaling pathway. The transcript has a single exon. Gene Ontology annotation, molecular function: DNA binding. NCBI's taxonomy places the organism in Eukaryota, Metazoa, Chordata, Mammalia, Chiroptera, Vespertilionidae. Gene Ontology annotation, cellular component: Ino80 complex.